AUGGAUACUUUAAACAUAAGUUGUAGUCAAUUACAUACAAUCAAUUCUACAAAUUCAUCAUUUAAAAUGAUUUUAUUUAUCAAUAUAAAAUUUUUUGCAAUUAUUGUUCAAUUAAUUGGGAUACCAUUAAACUUAUUUGUAUUACAUGGAUUACUCAAUGUGAAGUUAGGAUCACGUUUAACAACACUACUAUUAUGUAAUCAAUGUGUAUUUGAUUGUCUUAUUUGUACAUUUGCUUUAUUAAAAAUAUUAAAAUCUGAACGUUGGUAUACAGGUUAUAUAAUUAUUGAUAGUGUACUAUGUUAUGUGUGGUUUAGUCACACAUUAUUUUGGCUGGUUGUAUUACUAAGUUUAAGUAAUAUGAUGUGUACAGCUUUAGAUCGUUUAGGAGCUGUUGUUUGUAGUCGUACAUAUCAAUUACGUCAAAAUAUUUACAUAAUAUUAUCAUAUACAAGUAUUUCAAUUUACUCAUUAAUAUUAAUCGCUAUCAAUCCAUUAUUAUUACAAUAUCGUGAUCAGAAAUGUUAUGAUACUAUAUUAUAUGAUAAAAACUGGAUAUAUAUAUUAAUGAAAGUGGAUUCUAUAUUGUGGCCAUGUCUUACUUAUUUAUUUCCAUGUGUUUUAACUGUCACUGUGUAUGGAAAAGUUAUAGGAGUGUUGAAAAGUACAACAUUUCGCCAUCAAUAUAAUUAUAAUAAUAAUAGUUUUAGUACUGCUAUCAGUAUUAAUAGUAGUACCAACAACAGUUGGACACGUAAAAUUUCAAGUCAUAAAUUAACUGUAUCCUAUGCUAAACAAAAAAGACAUCGUAAAAUUGCUCAGUCUUUAACAAUAGCUACAUGUAUUAUGCAAACAAUAUUUUUAAUAACGCAUUCAUAUGACAGAAUUUAUUACUUUCUUAGUAUACAUCGAUGGAUACUUUAUCAAAUUGAUUGUACAACUCAUUUAAUUGGUUUAUGGCUUGUAACACUGAAUAGUUGCAUUAAUCCAAGUACGCUUAUAUUUAUUGUACGCCCAUUACAAAUCUAUCUUAUUCAAACCAUUAAUCAGUGUUUUUGUAAAUAUUCAAAACGAUCCAAUAUGCAAACAUCAACAAAUUAUUUAAGUGAACAACAAUCUGAAACGUGUUUAAGCAGAACAGAAUUCGGAAAUAGGUCAAAUGGAAUUGAAUCAUAA
Molecule: messenger RNA, 1176 nt
Organism: Schistosoma guineensis
Lineage: Eukaryota; Metazoa; Platyhelminthes; Trematoda; Strigeidida; Schistosomatidae
Source: the annotation of a GenBank genome assembly